GCGUGUGUGUGUGUGUGUGUGUAGUCAUCCCCAGCCCUUGCCCAAAACAUCAUCUUUUCCCUGUUACGAAAAGCUGAAGCUUCCUGUGCUUACAGCGCCUACAUUCCUUCUGGACUGAGAGUCUUCAUUCCUCCCCAUGGACCACAGAUGUGCAGUGGGAGGGUCUGUCGAAAAGCCCAGGUGGAACCUACACUUAUUUCACAAAAUCAAGACCUUGCUUGCUUUCUACAGAGCAACCCUUUCAUUUCUAGUUUACUGUUAGCACUGCAGGAUAACUGAAGCAUAGGAGGCGUUUGCUUGGUACUGGAAUUCUGCAUCCCUUGUCUCCUCUCAUUUUUUUUCCAUUGGACUCUACAGGCUACCCAAAUCAUUGCGUUUCUUCUGGAUAGCAGCAAGAUUGUGUCUAUCUACUGUUUCUAUGUGCCUUCAGCUUCCUCGCUGCGUCUAGUUCAACUUGUCUAUAAAUACUAAAACACGUUUAUUUCUAGUUCUGCCGUAGCUCUGUGCAUGGAGGUCUCUCUCUUGGAUUAAGCGAUUCGUUCUUUCCUUACACGAGUUCCAUUUCCAGUAUAUAUAUAUAUUUAUAUGUUAAAGCUAUUCUACAUUAUUAUUUUUUGUUGAAUGCUGCUGCAUUGGAGUUUAUUUCGUCUGCCUUUCUGGAAUGGAACUUCUGAUUGCAUUAUUCCUUCAGAAUGCCAGCUAUUGCCUGCUCUGUACAUCAUGAGCUCCAUCCAGCUAAGCCGUGGAUGUUGCAUGACAAUUCUCAUCGUUUCCUUGAGAUUUCAUCUGGUGAUGAGAGAAACAGAAGAGAAUGAAGACACAGCGUCCCCAGUGGAAGCAUGAUACGGCGCAGCGGUAUUGUUGUUGUUGAAUCGCUCUCUCUGAUGGCUCUAUGGGGUUGUUGAAUCGCUCUCUCUGAUGGCUCUAUGGGACUGGAUAGUACUAAGUCUCCAUUUCUGGGUUCUCACUGUCGCUGCUGCUGCAGUUAGUGAUCAGCAUGCCAUCAGCCCCUUCAACUGGCUUCUCUCAGAUAAGGGACCCUUCCAUCGCUCGCAGGAAUACAUUGAUUUUGUGGAGAGAGGCCGGCAGGGAUUUACAACCAGAUACAAGAUUUACAGGGAGUUUGGACGGUGGAAAGUGAAUAACUUAGCUGUCGAACGGAGGGAUUUUCUUGGCUCACCUUUACCGCUUGCACCCGAAUUUAUCAGGAACAUACGAUUACUUGGACGAAGACCAACUCUGCAGCAAAUCACAGAAAAUAUUAUUAAAAAAUAUGGAACACAUUUCCUGCUAUCAGCAACUUUGGGAGGUGAGGAAUCACUUACCAUAUUCGUUGAUAAGAGGAAGCUAAGCAGAAAAUCAGAAGCAGCAGAGUCCAAUACUAACUCCUCUUCAGUGUCUUUGGAAACUCUUCAUCAGUUGGCCGCUUCAUACUUCAUUGACAGGGAGACUACACUUCGACGUUUGCACCACAUUCAGAUUGCAUCCACAGCAAUAAAGGUUACAGAAACUCGGACAGGUCCUCUUGGAUGCAGUAACUAUGACAACUUAGAUUCUGUCAGUUCUGUUCUGGUUCAGAGUCCUGAAAACAAAAUUCAGUUACAAGGUCUGCAGGUCUUACUCCCAGACUAUAUACAAGAACGAUUUGUUGAUGCAGCUCUCAGUUACAUUGCUUGCAACUCGGAGGGUGGAUUUUUUUGCAAAGACAAUGACUGCUGGUGUCAGUGCAGCCCAACAUUCCCAGAAUGCAACUGUCCUUAUAUGGACAUCCAAGCAAUGGAAGAAAAACUGGUCCAAAUACUUGAUACCUGGACUGCUUAUAACAGCGAAUUUGAGGACUCAGAUGAAUUCAAACUCUUCAUGAAGCGUCUGCCUGUGAACUACUUCCUUAAUACAUCAACAAUACUGCAUCUGUGCACAAUGGAUGCCAACUUUCAGCGUCGCUUUGAACAGCUAGACAGCAGUAUGAAACAACUGAUCACCAAGGCACAAAAGAUUGCCCACAAGCUUUUCAGCCUCAGUAAGAGGUGCAACAAGCAACCAUUCAUCACACUGCCAAGGCAAAGGUCAGUUGCCUUUUGGUUGAAUCGCAUUCAGUCUUUAAUGUAUUGCAGUGAGAACGGCCUUGUUGGGAGUUUUUCAGAAGAGACACACAGCUGUACAUGUCCCAAUGACCAGCUGUCUUGCCUAAUGCCAUUACCUUGCAGUAUUGGAGAUGGUCCAUCGUGUGCAUCCUGUGCACCAGAAAACCGCACCAGGUGUGGAAGCUGCAAUCUUGGAUAUAUCUUAAGCCAGGGCUUAUGCAAACCAGAAGUGGCUGACUCAACAGAGCAUUACAUAGGGUUUGAGACAGAUCUGCAAGAUCUGGAAAUGAAAUACUUGCUUCAGAAGGCUGAUAGGAGAAUUGAGGUCCAUGCUAUCUUCAUCAGUAAUGAUAUGCGGUUAAACAACUGGUUUGACCCAUCAUGGAGAAAACGGAUGCUGCUGACACUGAAAAGCAACAAGUAUAAAACCAACCUUGUCCACAUGAUCUUAGGCCUUUCACUUCAGAUUUGCUUGACUAAAAAUAGUACCUUGGAACCAGUUUUGGCAGUGUAUGUUAAUCCAUUUGGUGGCAGUCACUCUGAAAGUUGGUUCAUGCCUGUUAAUGAAAACAGUUUCCCUGACUGGGAGCGGACUAAACUUGAUGGACCUCUUCAGUGCUACAACUGGACAAUAAGGUUGGGCAACAAAUGGAAAACAUUUUUUGAAACAGUGCAUAUCUACCUUAGGAGUCGCAUAAAGGUUAAUGGUAUAAAUGGAACAGAUGUCAUUUAUUACGAACCUUUGGAGUACAUGGAUCCAUCUAGAAAUCUAGGCUACAUGAAAAUCAACAGUAUCCAGGUGUUUGGGUACAGCAUGCACUUUGAUUCAGAAGCUAUCAGAGAUUUGAUUUUGCAAUUGGAUUACCCUUACACUCAGGGCUCACAAGACUCUGCACUGUUGCAAUUGUUAGAGAUACGUGAUCGUGUAAAUAGACUAUCUCCGCCUGGUCAACGUCGACUAGAUUUAUUCUCUUGUUUGCUUCGUCACAGACUCAAACUGUCAACAAGUGAGGUGGUGAGAAUCCAAUCCUCUUUGCAGGCAUUCAAUGCCAAAUUGCCAAACUCUGUGGAGUAUGAAACUGCCAAAUUGUGUAGUUAACCUUUCAAGUUAAGCACAAGUAAAGAACUCCGUAAGAAAAGGGUUUUUUUACAGUCAUUAUUGUGGACUAAAGUUUUUGUUGGAAAAAUACUUGUUUGGAGCUGUACACAUAUGUUAUCUUAUGAGUGUUUCAUUUAUCCUGAAGAACACCAUUCAACUGGGCCAUAAAAUAUUAUGGUCUUACUUGAAUGCAAUUGUGUAAUACCUGACAACUGAAACUGUACGAUUUAACUAAACAUACAACAACAAAAUAAAAAUUUAAUUCUACUUUGUAUUAUAAAUUUGAUUUGUAAUUUUAUAUGUUCCAUUGCAGUGCACAUCUGUAUUAUUUGCUCUGACUGGAACAUAGAAGAAUACCAAUAAAAUUUUGUAGAGAAGCAGUUAUUAAAUGAA
Protopterus annectens (West African lungfish) is the source of this 3576-nucleotide messenger RNA. RefSeq names its product BMP/retinoic acid-inducible neural-specific protein 3. The transcript is spliced from 8 exons. The coding region runs from base 919 to 3183 and encodes 754 amino acids. Lineage: Eukaryota; Metazoa; Chordata; Ceratodontiformes; Protopteridae. Gene Ontology annotation, biological process: positive regulation of neuron differentiation; negative regulation of mitotic cell cycle. The record is from RefSeq and is a predicted model, not a curated record.